ACCCUUAAAACCCUCCGAGACCCCUUCCUCUUCCCUCUCUCUCUCUCUCUCUCUCUCUCUCUCGCGCAUAUGGCGCUGUCUCGUCUGUUUCUAUUGGAAGCAGAGCUCCGGAUGCCCAAGAAAGGCUUUCCCAGACCGCGAAGAUGGUUCGCUUCUUCUCCUCCUCCUCCUAAGAAGGUCUCCAAGAAGGCUGAGGUCGCCAAAGAGAGGAAGCUAGAAGCUGUAAAUUCGUUCAUCCAGAGAUAUAUGAUAACACAUCCUGGUGUCUUUCCCAAGACAAAAGAAGUUCAUGAUGAGGUGGGUGGAUCAUGGUACAUUCUAAAAGAUAUCUUAGCAGAAAUGAAAUCAAAAAUGCUGCCUGGAUCUCUGAGUGACAGCCAAAUUGCAAGUUCACAGUCACACGUUACAGCAGAGGAAACUCCUAAGGCUGCAGUUAUAAACGAAAAUUCAGAUAUUGGAGAGCUCGACAUGCCUGGAAAAGGAUUUGCUUUGUUAACAGAGCUGUCAAAUAUAACAGAAUCUCAUAGUGCAGCGGAUACAGAUUCAUCAGUGCUAUCAUCUGUCAGAAGUUUGGAGGAUACAGAACUAUUUGAAAAAGAACAAAUGGAACAAUCAGUAGAUAGUCCUGCAUCUCCUAAAACAGUGGGGAGCCUGCAGCAAUCUCGCUCGCUUAGUCAUAUUGCUGAGGAUGAAGAAAAUUCUAUCAGCAUGCACAGACAUGAGGCUCAAUUAACUGAAGCUACUCCAAAUGGUAAUGAACAGUACCUGACUGGCAAAAAAUGCGGGGAACCAGAUCAGAACUCUCAAGCAACAGAUGUUAAUUUCCUGACACCUAAUCAGAGUUCGCCAUUGAAUGACAUCGCACCAUCAGAUCAAAAGGUCAUUAAUUUGGUUGACUUUUUUAGAAGAAAUACAGAAGUGGGUUUGAAGUGCAGAAAGACCGACACUUUGAAACAUGAGACUUCAAAUUUGAGAGAGGAAAACAAGCAUGUCUUUGGUUUAGUUGAUCUAUUCAAAAGAAAUCAAAAAGACUCCAAAGAUGAUGAUGUAAUCGACAAGAAAAAUAUGAAGCAAGACAAGUCCUUGAAUCCAAAAGAGAAAAUUAGAGAGGAUUCUGAGAAGAAAUCAGAAGUCAAAGGUCUUCUUGAGCGAAUAAUUGAACUUUCAAAAGACACACAUAAGGCUGGAUCUUGGGCACGUGUACCUAAUAAUAAAAAUGACAUGGAAAUGAGGGGCUUUGUUGAUGAAAGUAUAAAGUUACUGACUUUGAAUGAUGAAAACGAGUACAGGAAAUCUGCAGGGCAGACAGACACAGAGGAACCAAGGGAAGUAAACACAUUACAUUCCAAGGUAAGAGAUAGUACCCAGAAGAAUCAACCUAGAGGCUACGAUAUUAAAAAUGUGAAUCUUCAAUUAAGUAAAAAUGGAAAAGCAAUGGGGUCCCCAGAUAUGUUGGAGUCCCAACUUUUGAGUGAAGAAAGUGAUUCUGAUAUUGCAGCAUUCGACUAUCUAGAGCCUGAGUCAAAGGAUGAGGAUGCUUUCUCAACUCAACCACAGAACUUGGAUGCUUUUCUACAUGAAGGAACAGGAAGUCAUGAAAACUGCCUCUUGGUGAAAUUUUUGCUGAAAGCAGCCAAGAUCAAUGAUAUUGGUCUUGCUUUCCAUGAUUGUGGGCCGAUUACUGAAAUCCGUGUUGUUCGCACAAGAAGAGAGAACAGAUACAACUAUGCUUAUGUUUGUUUCAAGACGGAAGAGGGGCUGAUUAAAGCUCUAAGUAAAACUGGUGUGGCUGUAUGCGGUGCAGAUGUUGUUGUAGAGGCAACUUCUCCUAUAAAGUUUCACAGCAGAUUGGCUAACAUGGAGCCUGCCAAAGAUGGAGAUUUUCCUGCAGCUUUUCUCAAAAAUCCAACUCGGACAGUAAUGGUCAAGGGGUUGCCAGAAAAUACAUCAUUUUAUCAGCUGAAACAUGCACUAUCAUUCUGGGGAUGCAUCACUGGCCUUGCCAUGGGCUCCACGGGAUCCAGUGUUUAUGUUGAGUACGAGUCAGAAGAAUCAAAGGAAAGGGCUCUUGCAGUAGCCACUGUAUCUGUAGUAGGAAAGAAGCUUACAAUCUACAGGAUUGACGCACCCAAAACAACUGUUGUGAGAAUCUCAAGAGUGAACCCCCUCAGCGGAAUAACAAGGAUUCAGAACAUAUGUGAAUCCUAUGGGCAAGUCAAGAGAAUAAUUGGCAGAGAUAUUGACACUUUUGAUGUGCACUUCAAAUUAUCCGAAUAUGGCAACAUGGUGAAGAUCCUAAACAGAUUGAAUGGUUUGAUGGUUGAUCACCAUCAGUGGGUUGCACAACCUGCAACAGUCAUUCCAGCUGAAAUUCUUCAAACUCUAUGGAGCAAACCUGAGGGUCGAAAGCAUGUGCGCAAACUGAUCCAAAAUCUUUGCAGAAAAAUAGAAGAGAAAACCAUAGACACUGCUCCUAUGCUCGGUCUUGCACAAGAAUACUAUGGGGAUAGCUGAAUGAUAUAGAAAGGACUUCAUUCAUUCAUCCCAUUCUUGGUUUUGAAGUUGUAGUUUCAUUGAUAGCAUUUGCUCUUCUCACACUGAAGAAUCCCAGAGACGAAUGAAAAUUAGAGAAAACAUCAUUUUGAUGAGGUGGAAUAUGCAAUAUCUGUGAUAUACAGAGUAUUCAUUUUAAUAUGCUAAAAGUUGUGCUUAUAUGUAUAUUAAAUUAACCAUUUUCUAGUUUAACCAUAUUCUUGUUUAGCUUAUAAAAUGCUAAAUUAGCAGUGUGGACUUGCUGAA
Phoenix dactylifera (date palm) is the source of this 2799-nucleotide messenger RNA. Its product is annotated as RNA-binding (RRM/RBD/RNP motifs) family protein. Gene Ontology annotation, molecular function: RNA binding. The record is from RefSeq and is a predicted model, not a curated record. Lineage: Eukaryota; Viridiplantae; Streptophyta; Magnoliopsida; Arecales; Arecaceae.